AAUUAAAUAACACCAAUGUGAAGUUAAAAUGUGAGUGUGAUCAGCAGAGAGUGAAAUUACUCAUGGUUGUGACGUAAGGUCAUGAGAGGUGGGGGGGAAACCGAGUCAGAUGAUAGUAGGCGAAAUCAUCAGACCGGCUCAGCUGUCUCGAAGCCAUCAACGCACCCAUCAGCAAGUUUUCCGUUGCAGCCUGUGAAAACGGAGGAGCGCGCCAGCAAGCGACACUCGAUGGAUUAUACAACGUAAAUCAAGAAAAAGGCUGUGUUGACGCCAAUCCGAACUAAAAAGGGAGAAAGAAAGCACAUUACAGGGGGAUUUGUCUUGCUGUCCACAGAUGAAUUUUGAUCAGCCGCCUCCUUAUGGGGGCCCUGGCACCUCUGCCCCAGGAUACCCUGCCCCUACAGCACCUGGGUACUCUGCCCCCAUGGCCCCUGGAUACCAACCCCAGGGAUACCAACCCCAAGGGUUCCCAGAUCAGGGAUACCCAGCCCAGGGAUACCCUGCUCCGGGUUACCCACCAACAGAUCCAUCCUACUCUAACUUCCCCCCAGGACCCCCAGGUUUAUACCAAGGGCAGCCAGGUUACCAGGGUUACCAGAUGCCCCCUCAGCCACAGUUUGGAUGGCAGGAUACACCCCCUGGUGCACAAACGCAUGGAGAGGCCCCUAAGAACACAGUGUAUGUGGUGGAGGACAGGAGUCGAGAUGGCGGAGGGGAGCACGCCUGUCUCACGGCCUGUUGGACGGCCCUGUGCUGCUGCUGUUUGUGGGACAUGAUGACCUGAUCACUGAGCCUGACGAGACGAGACGACCUCACCAUGUCCUCCCCAGAGAAAUCUACCACGGUGUAAAACCGUCUGGAAGUUUUAACUGAUCUUUUACUUCCUGUCUCGUUGUCUUAUUUGUUGUAACUUUAUUAUGCUUGCUAAAUUAUUGCACACAUGACUUUGUACAUCAUACGCCAACUAAAAACCUAGCCUGAACACUCAAAGUACUAAAGCUAACUUUCGUUUUUUUAAAUAUUGACACGUCUUCACCGAAGAAAAAUGUAUACUAAAAAUCUGUUUAAUUAUUAACAGUUUAUAUUGAAUUAUAUUUGUUUGUUUUUCAUAUUGGAGAUCUUGGAAAAUUAAGUUUCUCUUUCAUCCCCUCCUUUUAAAUAUUUGCUUUUCAUGGUAAAGAACUAGACUGAACAAAAAUAUAAACGCAACAUGUAAAGUGUUGGUCCCAUGCUUCAUGAGCUGAAAUAAAAGAUCCCCGA
This is a messenger RNA of Coregonus clupeaformis (lake whitefish), 1260 nucleotides long. Its product is annotated as cysteine-rich and transmembrane domain-containing protein 1. NCBI's taxonomy places the organism in Eukaryota, Metazoa, Chordata, Actinopteri, Salmoniformes, Salmonidae. The transcript is spliced from 3 exons. The record is from RefSeq and is a predicted model, not a curated record. Bases 335 to 784 code for a protein of 149 amino acids. Gene Ontology annotation, cellular component: extracellular exosome.